Messenger RNA from Phyllostomus discolor (pale spear-nosed bat), 4651 nucleotides. It is a transcript of the gene EIF2AK1, whose product is annotated as eukaryotic translation initiation factor 2 alpha kinase 1. Gene Ontology annotation, molecular function: protein kinase activity; ATP binding. The record is from RefSeq and is a predicted model, not a curated record. Bases 105 to 1997 code for a protein of 630 amino acids. Gene Ontology annotation, biological process: protein phosphorylation. NCBI's taxonomy places the organism in Eukaryota, Metazoa, Chordata, Mammalia, Chiroptera, Phyllostomidae. The transcript has 15 exons.
UCCGAGAGGGCUACUUCCGGAUUCGUUGGCGAUCGCUGUGCAAGAGGGUUCCGGAGCCGCUGGGCUGGUGGGCGUCCCGGGCUGCGGCCCGCGCUGGGCCCGCGAUGCUCGGGGGCCGCUCGGAAGGACGGGAUCGCGAGGCUGAGGACGACGGAGCGGGGGCUUUGCCGGCGCCGCCUGCAAUCGACUUCCCGACGGAGGGCUCGGAGCCCAAGUAUGAUGAAUCUGAUGUUCCAGCAGAGCUCCAGGUGUUGAAAGGACCCCAGCAGCAGCCGACCUUCCCGUUUGCAGUUGCCAACCAGCUCCUGCUCGUUUCUCUGCUGGAGCACUUGAGCCAUGUGCAUGAACCAAACCCGCAUCGUUCAAGACAAGUGUUUCAAUUGCUUUGUCAGACCUUCAUCAAGAUGGGGCUGCUGUCUUCUUUCACCUGCAGCGACGAGUUCAGCUCGCUGAGGCUCCAUCACAACAGGGCCAUCACUCAUCUCAUGAGGUCCGCCAGAGAGAGGGUCCGGCAGGAUCCCUGUGAUGAUAAUUCUCAUAUCCACAAGAUCAGGUCAAGGGAAGUGGCCUUCGAAGCACAGACUUCACGGUACUUGAAUGAGUUUGAAGAGCUCGCCAUCUUGGGAAAAGGCGGAUAUGGAAGAGUAUACAAGGUCAGGAAUAAAUUAGAUGGACAGUACUAUGCAAUUAAAAAAAUCCUGAUUAAGAGUGCAACUAAGACAGAUUGCAUGAAGGUGCUACGGGAGGUGAAGGUGCUGGCGGGCCUGCAGCACCCGAACAUUGUGGGCUACCACACUGCUUGGAUAGAGCAUGUUCACGUGGCCCAGAAGCAAGCAGAUAGAAUUUCUAUCCAGUUGCCAUCUCUGAAGGUGAUCUCUGUGCAGGAGGAUGACAGAGAUCAAUAUGAUGUUACAAAUGAUGAAAGUAACAGCUCAUCCAUUAUCUUCACCGAAGGCGACUCGGGAAAAGAAAAAUCCUUAGGAGAAUCUGGCCCUGAAAAUCAGAAUAACAAACUGGUGAACUACACCACCAAUGUGGUCACAAGGGACCCCAGUGAAUUUGACUCGUCCAUUGAGUUCCAAGAAAACGGCUUGGCUCAGCUGUCUUCUGGAUCCAUUGUUGAGAACCAGCUGCCACUUAGGCUCAGCUCAAACGUAGGAGGGAACUUCACCUCCACUGAGGAGUCUUCCGAAGAAAACCUGAACUUGGUGGGACAGGCAGAGGUGCAGUACCACCUGAUGCUGCACAUCCAGAUGCAGCUGUGCGAGCUCUCGCUGUGGGACUGGAUAGUGCAGAGGAACACGCGAGCCCGCGAGUGUGUGGACGAGGCUGCGUGUCCUUAUGUUAUGGCCAGUGUUGCAACCAAGAUUUUCCAAGAGCUGGUGGAAGGUGUGUUUUACAUACACAACAUGGGGAUCGUGCACAGAGACCUGAAGCCCAGGAACAUCUUUCUGCACGGCCCCGAUCAGCAGGUGAAAAUAGGGGACUUCGGCCUGGCCUGCGCAGACAUCAUACAGAACACGGCCUGGGCCGCCGGGAGUGGGCAGAGGGCGCCGGCACACACUUCCAGAGUGGGGACCUGCCUGUACGCGUCCCCCGAGCAGUUGGAAGGGUCCGAGUACGAUGCCCAGUCCGACAUGUACAGCCUGGGCGUGAUCCUCCUGGAGCUCUUCCAGCCGUUCGGGACGGAGAUGGAGCGGGCACGGGUCCUGACCGGUUUGAGGACCGGGCAGAUACCCGAGUCCCUCAGCAAGAGGUGUCCCGUGCAGGCCAAGUACAUCCGGCAGCUGACCAGGAGGAGCGCGCCCCAGAGGCCGUCGGCGCUGCAGCUGCUGCAGAGUGAACUUUUCCAGGAUUCUGGAAGUGUUAACCUCACCCUGCAGAUGAAGAUACUAGAGCAAGAAAAAGAAAUUGAGGAACUAAAGAAGCAGCUCAGCCUCCUUUCUCAGGACAGAGGGGCUAAGGAUGACACGAAAGAGGGUGAUGUUCCCGUCUAGCUCAGUCAGGCUCCAGAGAUACGCAGGUGGGCUUCCACUGGAUAAGCUCAAGUCAACUGGAAUGUACAGCUUUAGUCUUCGUUAGGGCACAUGCAGACGGUGUGCUGCCGCGCUUAGUUGCAGUCAGUAAGCUGGUACUUCCUAAAGUGAGGUUGCUUCUCCCCGGCGUAGCUCUUUCCUGAUCUAGCUUUUUGAACUUGACUGCUCCAAACUAACCCAUUGUGCUCUUUCCCCUCUUGUCCCACAACCUCCUGUUCCUGGGUCGCCUAGAUUGUCCCGUCCCGCAGACUAGAUGUUUAGACAUCCUCCAUUCUCUUGAGCGCUACUGACCACCAAACCCUCCUCUAGAAGCUGCCACUGCAGAAACCGGUGUCCUGCGCCUGCCUCUCACUGCCCAGGCCCAGCCAGUGCUUGAGAGGGACUGGUGGUUCCGACAGGUGACGCUUGUCCUGACCCUGUCUCACAGGGCCAGUUAACUACCAGAGGGCAGCUCUGCUCAUGCCCUGGCGCAAAGGCCUCUGCUGCCUCCAAAACAACUUCGCCCUCUUAGCCGUGUGUGUCGUCCAGCCCGUUUCUGUUAUCCCCUCCGCCUUGGCAUCACUGUGCCCUUCCCAAGCUCUGUGCUGCCCGCCGAGUGACCUCAGAGCCGCCCCGGUGCCAGGGUUGCUGCCUCUGCCACCCCCGUCCUGUCCCCACGGCAUUUUCUCAGCAGCGGCUCCUGCGCUCCUCAGAGGUGACAAUAUGUGUUGGCUUUUAUACCCAAAGGUGCCUGCCAUGUCGCCAGCAUGGUGUACUACACACGGUAUCACUCAGUUUUAAAAUAAAACGAAAACCACAAAUUAUGUGGUGGUUUUAUUGGUACUUGACAACUGGCCUAAAUAAAGAGUCUGAUUUUGGUACAAGUCCCUUUACCAUCACAGGCACGAAACAGCACUACUCUCAGACUCUAGUCUGAAUCCCCUGAAAGUCAGUUCCCGAGUCACUGAAGGAGCUUGAGGGCCGUGCUGAAAGGCGCCAGGUUCUCGCAGGCCCGCAGCCACCUCUGCACGUUGGCCGGCACGGGCACGCUGCAGCCUCCCGUCUGCCGGAGCGCGGACCACAGCACGACGUCCGCCACCGUGAGCUCGCCCCCCACGAGCCAGGGGCUGUUCCCCAGAGCCGAGUUCAUGGAGGAGAGCACGGAGACUUUUUCUUUACUGCUUCCCUCUUUCAGCUGGAAAGCAGCUGCAUCGACCCAGCUAUCUAUGAGUGUCGAGUGGACUGCGUCAUGCUUCUGGCCAAACAGGGAGAACAGAAACCGUGCAAUGUUCCCUUCCCCUUCGAUGGGACACAUCCUCUGGACGCUGAACUUCAUCUGAGUCUUCGGCACUGAAAGGAAAGCACCCCACGGAUGUCAUCGGUAGCAGCACCCACAGAAGCACUCGUACCCGGGGAGGGGACUCGCUGACCAUGAACUUGUGGAUGGGAAAAUGGACCUCCAAGACCACAUGUUCAGGUGUAAUAGUCAUGGAAGUUUAAACUGUGUUUAAAGAACACAGACUAUGUGCUAAGAAAGUAACCAUGUCUGGUACCUGACUGUGAGUUUUCAAGCCAGGAACCUCAGGCCAUCCACUCCACCCUGUGGGUUUGCAGGUUGCAGGCCCGGAGACCCCGAGCCCCCUCUCCCCGGUCAGAGACCCUUUGUACCUCCCUAGCCCCUGCAUUCGUGAGGGUGGCUACGGAUCACUGGGUGACCAGUACCUCCCCUCCCUCUCUGUGAACUAGCAGGGGGGGGGGGGGGCACUCUUCAGUGUGAUGAGUGGGGGUACUCUGCCACCCUGUUGGCCACUUGGAGAGAGAACACCAGACACCCCUGCUCCGACGGCGCAGACGGGACCUCCCCAAACCUGCGCUCUCCGCCGGAGACCCUGACCCUCCCGGAGGAAGGAGGACAUCUUUGGGUCAGGGUUCACCUGUGCUGCUGUUGCACAUUGUGCCCUGACAGCGUGUGAUGAAGAGUGUACAGCGAUGAGUGUCACUGUGCCAGCACUUGCUGCCUCGUUAAUAAAAUCACGGUGCCCACUUCAUGACACGGUGUGAGUCGAACCCAGUCCCCUCUACUCACCGUUCUUCCAAAUCAGAGUAAAACCCAGCUGGUACUCGUGGCGGGGCUGUUUGUUGGUCCGCUCGCCAAAGCACCUGAGGAGGUUUUCCGGCACAUUCCUGACUGCUGAGUGGGUGUGAACUGUGGACAGGACCUUGUAGCGGUCGCAGAGCAGCUGGUGCAGCACGAGCAGGGAGAGGGGGGGCGAGGCGGGGUCCGCGUUGAUGACGAUGUCCUUCAGAGCCCCGUAAUCCUGGGGGGGGGGACCCGAACACAGCAGAGGAUGUUAACGGUGGUUUGUGUGUGGACUUGUCCCAGGCGCUAUUUUAGGCCCUAACGCCCAGGGAGGAGGUGCUACCGUGAUCCCGCCUCGCAGCCGAGGAGGUGCGGCCCGGGGAGACCAGUGACUGGCCCAGGGUCACUCAGCUCGGGGGAGAGUGGGGCCGGGCUCUGAGCUGACGCCGUCCCCAAGUCCUCGCACUGCUGGCCCCCGACAGAAGGCUGACCUGACCGUCAGAUUGGGAAAGCCACGGAUUAGGAAUGGCACUUCCGCUUGUCCCUGAGUUUUAAA